ACGCCUCGCUGAAAUAUUCUUUGCAGAUCUCUGCUGGUCGAUCGCCGCGCAAUUCCAUCUCAGUCUCGAUUCGGAACUACACCGCGCAUCAACAUGACAGCUGCGAAAUUGAUAUUUGUUACUGCCCUGGUGGCUGUUUUGGCCACCAGCUGCUCAGCUGGUUUACUGGACUAUGUGUUCCCCUCCAUAGUCACGGAAUUCUACCAGCAGGCGCCCACUAAGGAGGGUUAUCGCUUCGAAUUGAAGGAUCCCAAUGGCAGCAGUCGGGAGGAAAUUGGUGUCAUUAUGAACCCAGGCACAGCCGAGGAACAGCUCGUUGUUAUGGGUACCUACUCGACGUACGAUGAGAAGACCGAUACGGAUACCAUUACCAUGUACACAGCUGAUAAGGAUGGCUAUAAGACGCGCUAUCAGAUUAAGAACCGUAAGCUGAGCCCUGGAUCUCUCAAGUCAGCAGCUGGUUAGGAAUGCGUGUAAAUAUUUUUAUUUAUAUAUAUAAAG
Messenger RNA from Drosophila arizonae, 501 nucleotides. RefSeq lists its product as uncharacterized. The record is from RefSeq and is a predicted model, not a curated record. NCBI's taxonomy places the organism in Eukaryota, Metazoa, Arthropoda, Insecta, Diptera, Drosophilidae.